Arxiozyma heterogenica is the source of this 1668-nucleotide messenger RNA. RefSeq names its product asparagine--tRNA ligase DED81 (gene DED81). Gene Ontology annotation, molecular function: ATP binding; nucleic acid binding; asparagine-tRNA ligase activity. Gene Ontology annotation, cellular component: cytoplasm. Gene Ontology annotation, biological process: asparaginyl-tRNA aminoacylation. The transcript has a single exon. The coding region runs from base 1 to 1668 and encodes 555 amino acids. The record is from RefSeq and is a predicted model, not a curated record. Lineage: Eukaryota; Fungi; Ascomycota; Saccharomycetes; Saccharomycetales; Saccharomycetaceae.
AUGUCCUUAUACAUAAAAGAUUCUACUGGUGUGGACGAAUUAACCAUCACUGGUACUAGAGAACAACCAUUCAAGACUCCAGCUUUUGCCUUAUUUGCAAACAUCACUAACAAUGGUACUGAUGCUGCUGAACCAAAAUUAUUUGUUUUUAAAGAUGAAGAAAAUGAUUUUGUUGAAAUCACUGCCUCUGCUUUAAAGAAGGCUCGUAAAGGUGCUGAAGGUUUAAAGAAGAAAGCUAUUAAAGCUAAGGAACAAGAAGCUAAAUUAGAACAGCAAAAGUUAGAAAAUGCCGCCAAACAAAUGGCUGCUUUAAACAUUAAAAUUGAAGAAGACAAAUCUUUGCCAGAAGCAAAGAAAUACAAAAUUCUUAAGGCCUAUGGUGCUGUUGGUGAAAGAGUCAAAGUUUCUGGUUGGGUUCACAGAUUACGUUCUAACAAGAAAGUUGUUUUCAUCGUUCUUAGAGACGGUACUGGUUACUUACAAUGUGUGUUAACUGGUGACUUAGCAUUAGCCAAACAAACUUUAGAUUUAACUUUGGAAUCCACUGUCACUUUAUAUGGUACCAUUAUUAAUGUUCCAGAAGGUAAAACGGCACCAGGUAACGUUGAAUUGAACGUUGAUUACUACGAAGUGGUUGGUUUAGCACCAGCUGGUGAUGAAGCCUUCUCUAACAAGAUUGCUGAAGACACUGAUCCAUCUAUUUUAUUAGACCAACGUCAUUUAGCUUUAAGAGGUGAAACAUUAUCCAGUGUGAUGAAGGUUCGUGCUGCUUUCUUAAGAGCCAUCAGACGUGUUUAUGAGGAAGAAGGAUUAUUAGAAGUUACUCCACCAUGUAUGGUUCAGACCCAAGUUGAAGGUGGUUCUACUCUUUUCAAAUUGGACUACUAUGGUGAAGAAGCCUACUUGACUCAAAGUUCUCAAUUAUAUCUUGAAACAUGUUUACCAUCCCUAGGUGAUGUCUUCUGUAUCCAGGAAUCAUUCCGUGCUGAGAAAUCACACACUAGAAGACAUCUUUCUGAAUACACUCAUAUCGAGGCUGAAUUAGCUUUCUUAACCUUUGAAGAAUUAUUAGAUCACAUUGAAACAGUUAUUGUCAAUUCUGUGAAAUAUGUUUUGGAAGAUCCAGUUGCUGGACCAAUUGUUAAGCAAUUAAACCCAGAUUUUGUAGCUCCAGCCAAACCAUUCAUGAGAUUGGAAUAUAAGGAUGCCAUCACUUGGCUACAAGAACAUGACAUAAAGAACGAGGAUGGUGAAGAUUUCAAAUUUGGUGAUGAUAUUGCUGAAGCUGCCGAAAGAAAGAUGACAGACACGAUUGGUGUUCCAAUUCUUUUGACAAAGUUCCCAGUUGAAAUAAAGUCCUUCUACAUGCCUCGUUGCAAAGACGAUAACAGAGUUACUGAAUCUGUGGAUGUGUUAAUGCCAACUGUCGGUGAAAUUACUGGUGGGUCUAUGAGAAUCAACAGUACCGAUGAAUUAAUGGCUGGUUUUGAACGUGAAGGAAUUGAUCCAAAACCAUACUAUUGGUUUAUUGAUCAAAGAAAAUAUGGUACUUCUCCACACGGUGGUUAUGGUUUAGGUACUGAACGUAUUCUAGCUUGGUUAUGUAACAGAUUUACCGUUAGAGACUGUUCCUUAUACCCUCGUUUCAGUGGAAGAUGUAAACCAUAA